Molecule: messenger RNA, 1267 nt
Organism: Nymphaea colorata (pocket water lily)
Lineage: Eukaryota; Viridiplantae; Streptophyta; Magnoliopsida; Nymphaeales; Nymphaeaceae
Exons: 3
Coding region: 607-930 (107 amino acids)
Source: RefSeq, a predicted model, not a curated record
CGUUGUAAAUAGCUCUGUUGGUCCAAGCACAACACUGACGUGCAAAUGAGUAAUGAUGUGAAAUCUUUAAUGGGAGUUAAAGCCUGCCCACAAUUCGAACCCCAUAAACGCAUAAAGAAUGCAAGAGGUUAUUUUGGGCGAUUCUGUUUCAGAGGCAAAGGAACCAUGAACUCAGAAACCAAGGUCUGUCGAGCAGUCAUGAGGAGACGUGCUCUACGCCAAUUUAUCAAAUCCCUGCACCGUAAAGUGGCGGUUCAAGUUCCACCAUCCCUUCCCCUCCAUUAAUUACUCUCCUGCGGAGUUCCACCACCUUCUCCAUUAAUUUCUCUUCUUUGAAGUUUGAAUACAUAACACUAAAGAAUGCAUGAUGAUAUAUGCUUGUCUCUUCUUUUCUCCCUUGUUCUGUCUCCCAUUUCUUGUUUUGUCAGGAGGCUUCUCAGGUGGGUGCUGCAGGAUUUUGGUCAGUGUCGAUCUCUUCUGUUUGUGCCAUGAGCCAGCCCAUGAGGUCUGUUUAAGGCGGUGAAGGUGGUAGAGGUAUAUAUACAUAGAUGAGUUUUACGGUUUUUUAGGGUAUCUGCAUUUGUUGGUGAUAGUUGUUUCUGAGCCAUGAGGGCUUCCCGUCUGUGGGGCGUCCUGAUUUUGGCGUUAGGAGCGUCUUCUCUGUUCCUCGCAUUCACCAACACGAACAGAAGCUACCGUUCCCAAGGAUCCUCGAACUAUGUUACAGAAGUGAUUUUAUCAACAAAGAACCGAAAGCUGAAGGAGGAUCUCAGUAUGAUAAGCAUGGAAGAUUAUCACCCAAUAGAUCCUGUUCCAACUUCUAAAGCAACUGUAAAAUCCGGUCCAAUCGAGCAUGGAACGCCACUGAUCCCAUACAUUCCACAACCAGCACCACCCCGCGGCCAACCAACCCAUCCAGGACCUCCAUAGCUGCUUGCUGUGUGGGCAGGUCGUUGUUCAGGUGACUAGCAAGAUUUAGAAACUGAGACCCCUGGACUGUUCAUUGCCGUGUAGCCUUCUCUCAAGUAUGAAACCACUGAAGAAUCUUCUGACGCUUACUACUAGCGCGUUGUAUUCUGAGUAGUGUAAAUACGUUUGCUUUUGUAUCUUAGUUAAACUGUCUGGUUCAUGUGUUUGUAAAUAAGCACACACAUAGAGAUUGCAGUCAUGCCCAUCUCAGUAUGUGCUCGUUUCAUGUAGACCUUGCGCGGUUGACUCGAACUCUGUUGGAUCCCCUCUUAAGUUCAAUUCCGAUAACUUGGCUUCA